GAAGUCGAGCUACGUCAUCGCCAUAUGGUUUCGCCCGGGCGCGGGGGUCACGCACGCCGCCGAAUCGCAGCCCUCUCCCCCCCCUCCCUUUCUCGCUUGUUUUAUUACGCGCGUGCGGGUUUUUGUUGUUGUUGUUGCAACUUUACAAGGAGUUUAAUUUUUCCCUUUCCUUCAUAUUCAUUCCGUGGCGAUGUCCGACUUCAAGCUGGGCAUAGUGAGGCUGGGACGAGUGGCCGGCAAGACCAAGUACACGCUCAUAGACGAGAGGGACAUCCCGCUGGUCGAGAGCUACGCUUUUGAGGCAAAGAUGGAGAUAGACGCAGAUGGGAACGGGGCACGAAUCUUCGCUUUUGUCUUUGAUCUGAACAAGGGUCGUAGUUCGGGCUGCUGGCUACACGAGAUGCUGUGGGAGAGGCACCAAGGAGGGAUUGCCACGGGGUUCACGGUGGUGCACAAGAAUGGAGUGACUGUGGACAACCGAUUGGACAACUUGGAGCUGGUGCACACCAACAUGAAGCCGGUUGUGGAAGAGAUCCCUAGGAAGCAGAGGGAGCAGAGUUUGUAUUGGCUGGCCAUCCAGCAGCUGCCGAGUGACCCGAUUGAGGAGCAUUUCCCCGAGCUUGGAGUCCUGCGGUACUACAACGCUAAUGGAGAGGCAGUAACGGAGGGAGAGGAGGAGAGUGGGGCCUACUAUGAGUGUCACUACCCCCCUUGUACUGCAAUCGAGAGACAGCUGCGAGAAUUUCACAUCUGCGGGCGCUGCAAAGCCGUGCGCUACUGUGGCUCACAGUGCCAGCAGCGCGAUUGGCCGGCGCACAAGAAGCGAUGCCGAGAGCGGAAGCGCUCUAGUCACCCGGCGCUGGAGCCCGAGCGGUGACUUGCCCCUGCUGCGUGUUUCACCUUGCGUCGUUGAGCAAGGCCCGCGCGCGGAGAGUGAUGGGAGGCGGCGGCGGUGCCCGCCCACCGUGCCACUUCACCCUUCCUGAACUCUUUUACUUUUAAUGAGAAGAGGUUUUCGCUGGAUUUACAAAUGCUGCACUACUUAUGUUCGCGCGUCCGGGUGGCCUCUACACAAUGUGCGCUGUUGGAUGAAGGAUUUUAAGAAUUGUUCAGCAGCCAUACUGCGAAAGUUUUGAACUAUUUGCAAUUCCCUCAAUUUCACAACUGCUACCUUCAUUGUACAUAACAAGUAAUGGUUUUCAAGCCUAAAUAAUAAGUACAGUUUUUUUCAUACGCGUUAUUGGGAAAUGUUAUUUAUAAGUUUCAAUUUGCAUUCUGAUAUUUUCAAAUGGAAUAAAUCACUUAAAUUAUUUUUAACUUGCGGAUAGAACAUCCAACUUCCUUUUUUAUUAUUUUAACUUGGGAGCAGUUUUGAAUGUUGUAAGCUAGUUGUGGUUUUCUUGGCAGUAAUGGUUUUUUUUACUGCAGUGUUGAUUAUUGUCAAAUCGGAUCGUCAUUUACAAAUGGUGCAGUUGACUAAAGUGUUUCAGUCGGCUUAUAUUCCCUACUUGGAUUAAGAUGUGACCAAGUGAAACUGAUUAUGGUUCACUCAUGCUACACAAAUUGUGGCUUUUUAACACUAAGCAAAUGUGCUUAAAAGUUCACAGCGUUACCGUUUGCCAAAGUAUGUGUUCGGUUGUUGAUUGUUAUUCGCAGCCAUUGACAAUGUUGCAUAUGGCAUCAAAUGUGGGUACUUUUGCAGAUCUGUUAACGAUUUCCACUGGAAGCAGGAAGCAACAGUUUUAAGAAUCGAUCUCUGGAUUUGAGCAUUUUGAUAUUUCAUACGCGUACCAUCAUUAAACGGUGCAUACUUUCUCUGGGUAAAAUUAUGACGUAAAAACAUAAUUGGUAAGGUCUGAUGGCUGCGUAAGAGCAAAGGGAAAGUUGGCCAUGCAUAACGCCUUGCCUGGUUGGCUGGAAUUUGACUGUCAGGGAAUUAACAAGUUUGUCUUGUUGACACGUGUCACUUUUUGAGCAGAAAUCUGCACCUAUGCUGGCCACUUGAAAGGCUAGUAAACUCAUCUGUUGGGCAUUUAUUUUGCCUGCACGGAGGUAAAUAAAUGACCUGUGAUUUGCAAAAGGCUGGUGCUUGUAUUGAACGGGAAAUUAAGUAAACGUUUCUUGCCGUUUUUAAACAAGGGUGCCUGCUUUGCAUAGUGGUUUUCUUUGUGCGUAUUGGAUGUUGGCUCAUUGACCCGUUGAAACACAUUCACUGCUGUGAUUUGAUUAAAAUGUCAGUAAAAUAAAGAAGGCAAAAUAUAUUUUUUGACUCUUUAAAAA
Petromyzon marinus (sea lamprey) is the source of this 2280-nucleotide messenger RNA. RefSeq names its product zinc finger MYND-type containing 19 (gene ZMYND19). Lineage: Eukaryota; Metazoa; Chordata; Hyperoartia; Petromyzontiformes; Petromyzontidae. The record is from RefSeq and is a predicted model, not a curated record. Gene Ontology annotation, cellular component: membrane; cytoplasm; synapse.